Messenger RNA from Myripristis murdjan (pinecone soldierfish), 3150 nucleotides. Its product is annotated as deoxynucleoside triphosphate triphosphohydrolase SAMHD1-like. The record is from RefSeq and is a predicted model, not a curated record. The transcript is spliced from 16 exons. Gene Ontology annotation, cellular component: nucleus. Gene Ontology annotation, biological process: regulation of innate immune response; dGTP catabolic process; defense response to virus. Gene Ontology annotation, molecular function: protein binding; dGTPase activity. The coding region runs from base 119 to 1993 and encodes 624 amino acids. Lineage: Eukaryota; Metazoa; Chordata; Actinopteri; Holocentriformes; Holocentridae.
ACACUUGAAUAGAAACAAAACCCGGCAUUUUCCACCGUCUGGGUGAGUCCUGUGUCGGGUGAAACUCUUGAGUCUUUGAGUCAAGUUACCCGAGCAACCUCUUAUUUCUCUUACCGGCAUGGAGAGCAGAAAGCGGCCGUUGGCGGCAGGUCCGUGCACCGCUGACGUUUUCAAAACGCCGGAGAAGAGAAUGGCGGUGGUCCGGCAACAGGACUCGGACUUCAUGGGAUGGGGAGUGGAGGAGACAUGUAAAUACCUGCAUCGGGAAGGAUUCGCAGAAUGGGAGGAUAAAUUCAGAGAGCAAAAAAUCACUGGUGUCGGGCUGCGAUACCUCCAAGAGCCCCAGUUGGAGAAGAUUGGCAUAGGACCCCUUGGUGUGCGUCUGCAAAUACUGCACAGCCUCAGGAAGUUGUGGCAGAUAACAGCAGAGACAAAUAAGGUGUUUAAUGAUCCCAUCCAUGGUCAUGUGGAGUUACACCCACUUCUCAUCAAAAUCAUCGACACACCCCAGUUCCAAAGACUACGAAACAUCAAGCAGCUGGGUGGGACCUACUUUGUCUUUCCUGGAGCAUCCCACAACCGUUUUGAACACUCCAUUGGGGUGGGGUACUUAGCAGGACGGCUUGUACAAGCCCUGAAUGAGAGGCAGCCAGAACUUCUCAUCUCUGGCAGAGACAUCCUUUGUGUGCAGAUCGCUGGUCUAUGUCAUGACCUUGGACAUGGGCCUUUUUCCCAUAUGUUCGAUGGGAUGUUUAUUCCUAAAGCACGUCCAGGGAUCAAAUGGAAGCACGAGGAGGCCUCUCUGGCCAUGUUUGACUACCUAGUUAGUGAUAACAGCCUAGAGCCAGUGAUGGAGGAACACGGCCUGGUUUUGCCUGAGGAUCUGAUCUUCAUCAAGGAGCAAAUCGCAGGACCACUGGGCACCAAAGGCCCUCUCAAUCAGUGGCCGUACAAGGGUCGAUCAGAGAACAAGUCUUUCCUCUAUGAAAUCGUGGCGAACAAAAGAAAUGGCAUUGAUGUCGAUAAGUGGGAUUACUUUGCCAGGGACUGCCAUCACUUGGGCAUCCAGAAUAACUUUGACUAUCGCCGCUUCCUGAAGUUUGCCAGGGUGUGUGAGGUGGAUGGGCAGAAGCACAUUUGCACUAGAGACAAGGAGGUAGGCAAUCUGUAUGACAUGUUCCACACAAGAAACUGCCUCCACAGAAGAGCCUACCAGCACAAAGUGGGCCAUGUCAUAGAGAACAUGAUCACAGAGGCCUUUUUAAAAGCAGAUAAGCACAUCAAGGUUCAAGGCUCGGGAGGGAAAAUGUACACCCUUUCCACGGCCAUAGAUGACAUGGAGGCCUACACCAAGCUGACAGACCAUGUGUUUGAACAAAUACUCAACUCCCAUGUCCCUGAGUUGGCUGAGGCAAGAAAGAUUCUACACAACGUUGUGUGUCGACGCCUCUACAAGUGUGUUGGCCAGACUCAGGCUGAGAACCACAUUACUGACACCCAGGAAAUUUGUCGCCGUUGGGCAGGUGAUGUGGCCAAAUCUAAGCCUCAGAGUGGCGUCCAGGAUGUCAAUCUGCAGCCAGAGGACUUCAUAGUUAGUGUCAUUGAAAUGGACUAUGGCAUGAAAGGAAAGAACCCCAUCAAUAAUGUGCGUUUCUACUGCAAGAAUGACCCCACCAAAGCAAUCCAGAUACGCAAGAACCAGGUGUCUAAACUUCUGCCAGAGCAGUUUGCAGAGCAGAUGAUCAGGGUCAUCUGUAAAAAAACUGAUGACAGGAGUCUAGAGGCAGCCAAGAAGCACUUUGUCCAGUGGUGCAUGGACAUGAACUUCUCAAAGCCUCAGGAUGGAGAUGUAAUUGCACCUGAGCUCACCCCUCUGAAAGCAGGCUGGUCAAACAACAAUGAAGGCGAGGAUGAUGAAGACGACGGCUGCAGACCAUUAAAUGGGAAAACGGUGAAUGGACAAAACAGAGCCAAAAAGCAGAUUCUCAAGUAAAGAUGAAGAGGGCAAACAAUACCUAGUUUUUUGACUGAGUAAUGAGACAGUCUCUUGUUACGUGGAAGUCAAAAUUAUAAUUUUUUUGUGAGUGUUUAUCAGCACAGAGAGCUAAAAAUCAUGAGUACUAUUUGAAAGCUUCAAAAUUGCAUGCUCAGGGCCUGUACUUUUUUUGUAAAGGUAAAUUAGUAAAUUAUUUUUAGCCCAUUUUAUUUCAGGCCUCUCUUUUGUUGGCAGUUUUAUAUGUCACAUUUUAAAUUAUAUCCUCUUUUUAUAUUAUGCUACCACAAGCAACCCACUGUCAUGUAAUCACAUUUCCCUCUUUUCAUCUUUGCUCUGUAUUUUGAAUUCUAUAAUAACAUGGUUGCCUGAUUAUUAUCUGUCAUAAUCAUCCAUCAUAAUCACUCAGUUGGUUGUGGUUAAAGGUUGCUAUGAACUAUCAAUCAUGUUUAGCUACACUGUUUUACUCUGUUUUAAACUUCAGAGUAGUGUGUUUUUACAGCAUACAGAUUUCAGGGAAUUUCUAUUCAGGAUGCAUCUAUAUUCAUGCUGUUUUUUUUAUUGCAUAAGUGCUUUAAACAGCAGGCUUAUCUAAUCAGCAGUUAAAGGAGGUCAUAAUGAACAAAUCCAUUUUGUGUGUUCCAGGGUGGUUAAUUGUUAGAGAGCAUUUCAGUGUAGUUGAGCCUUUAGUUUGUGGUUUGGGGAUUUAAAAAAAAAAAUUUGUAAUGCUGUUUGGUCUGAAAAUGUUAAUUUCAAGUUUGUUUACAACUUGUUUUUAAUUUGAAUGCAUUACUAUAGCUUAGAGUUUGUGGUUAUUUUGUGGUUUAUGUUGUACUAUAUUUAUUUUAUUCAUAGUAAGUAGCUCAUCUUGCCCAUUGCUUUCUCACUCUUUACCACUAUGGUUAAGACAUUUUGGAUACCAGGUUUUUUUUUCCAACUCAUCAAGUUUGCCUCAAAUGACUACUGCUUGUAUGAAAGGCUGUUUUGUUUUUUCACUGUGUGUUUAAAAAAAUACAUAUAUUUUUUGGGAAAAAAUGUAAACAGAAACCUACCCAAAGACAUUGAGACACCCUGUCAAAGUGAUUCCUGUUCAAAAGGGGCUGAGAACAGAUUAUGUCUACCAGUGGAUUGAAAAUAAAGCUCUCUUCUCUGCUGUC